AUGAGGGGAUUCAAGCGGUGGAUGAGGGCACAGGGAUUUGAGUACAGCGACGCCCUGGAGCUGGUGGACUCCCCAGACGAGGGGAUCUCCGUUAGGGCCCUCCGCGAUCUCCGGGAAGGGGACGCGGUGGCGACCAUCCCUAAGCGCGCCUGCCUCACGAUCAAGAACUCUGGCGCACGGCGGAUGAUCGCGAAAGCCGGCCUGGAGGGGCAUUUGGGGCUCUCCUUGGCCGUCAUGUACGAGCGCUCGCUGGGGAUCGCCUCUCCCUGGCACGGAUACCUCCAGAUCUUGCCCGAGAAGGAGUGUGCUCCGCUGGUCUGGUCCGGCGAAGAGAUCGACGCUCUUCUCUUCGGCACAGAGCUUCACAAGGUGAUGAUAAUGAUGCUGAUGAUGACGAUCUCAGUCCGCAUCUUCUGAAUUAGUGGAUUAUGAUCUCUCUGUGUUGCAAUGUGAGCCUCAUCAUCGCCUGUUGGUACCUCUCUCUAGGCAGAUUGUGAAGGAAGACAAGAAGCUCGUCCAUGAGGAUUGGAAAGAGUUCAUCGAGCCGCUCAUUGAAGCCGGAGACUGGGGGCUGAACCCGAGCGCCUUCGGCGUUGACCAAUACUUCUCGGCGAAGACGCUCGUCGCAUCUCGAUCCUUCGAAAUCGAUGCCUAUCACGGUUAUGGGAUGGUUCCCUUUGCAGAUCUGUACGCAUAUAACUUGAGGAAUCCUCUGUUUCAUCCAAUUGAUUUCCUGUUUGAUCUUGACUAAUUUCGGUGCUGGAACUUUCUGCAGCUUCAAUCACAAGACUGGCCUCGAGAAUGUGCAUUUCACCGCUCCAUCCUCUUCCUCUAGCUCCGAUGAUGACGAUGACGACGAUGACGACGAUGACGACGAUGACGACGAUGACGUCGAUGACGACGAUGACGACGAUGAGGAUGACCAUGGCCAUGAGCACGACGACGACGACGACGACGACGAUGAGGACCAUGACGAUCAUGAUGUAGAUGAUGAUGGCAAAAUGGAGAUGGUCAUCGUAAGAGGCGUUGAAGCAGGAGAUGAGGUAUGAUUACUUAAAGAAAAAUUAGGAACUGAGAACGAACAGUAAAUAAACAAAUGGAUUGGAUGGGAAUCUGAAGAAAGAAAAAUUGGCCCUUCUUCAGCCGUAGGAAGAUUAAAUUUCAUCAUUAGUUCUUCUCAUGAUCGCAGGUGUUCAACACGUACGGAUCCAUGGGGAACGCCGCACUGCUCCACCGGUACGGUUUCACGGAGAUUGACAACUCCUUCGACAUAGUCAACAUCGACCUGAGCCUGGUCCUCCAGUGGAGCUCGAGUUCGUUCUCGAGCCGCCACACCAGAGCGAGGCUGUCGCUGUGGAGACGGCUGAGCUUCUCCGGCUGCGCGAGCCAGAACUCCGAAUACUUCGAGAUCUCCUCCGAGGGGGAGCCGCAGCUCGAGCUCCUCGUCCUGCUGUACAUCAUCUUCUUGCCGGAGGAGGCGUACGAGAAGCUGAACCAGGCCGCGGAUUGCUCUACAGACGCCGGGGAUGCGCAGGACGAUGACGAUGAUGAUGAGGACGCCGGGGGCAAGGCGGCGGCGGAGGUUGUGAUCUUGAACACGGCAGGCGGCGGCGGCUGUGGCGGCGGGGGGAGGAGGAGGAGCCGGUGGAGAAGCGAUCCAGAUCCGAGAGGGUUCUUCCUGACGGAGGAGGUCUGCGGAGGGCUCCUAGGGCUUGCGGAUGCCAGAGAGGGCCUCUACGGGACGGAGUCUUUAGAAGAGGACGUGGCCAGGCUGGGGAGUUGCCGCCGGGUGAAGGAUAGGAAGCUUCACGACUCUCUGGUUCUGCGCGUGGCGGAGCGGAGGAUACUGCGGAAGCUCAGGGCUUACGCCUCUGGGAGGUGGAAGACGAAGAGGAAGAAGAGGGAGGAGCUGGAAGAACCGUUGAGGGGGCGUCAUAUGACGUCAUUAUGA
Spirodela intermedia is the source of this 1951-nucleotide messenger RNA. The record is from the annotation of a GenBank genome assembly. NCBI's taxonomy places the organism in Eukaryota, Viridiplantae, Streptophyta, Magnoliopsida, Alismatales, Araceae.